AUGAUCAACAGCAAACGUUCGUCAAUAUUUUCAAGGAGAGUGCUAACCAGCCAUCCCGGUUUUACUAUUGGUCAUCGAUGGCAUUUCAAUUUUCAUCUUGUAGCCAUUGUACUUUCUCUAUUGUGUAUUAUCUUAAAUACUGGUCAAACAAUUGGUGUAGCACUAUUUUUGGGUAGUUUUCCUGAUCUAACCGGCGUCUAUUUUGUUACAUUCUUUACUGCAUUUUCAUAUGGUCUUUUCGCCUGUAUCAUAGCAUGUUGGUUCGGUUACAAAGGGCAAAUUACUCCAGCGAUGCGUGAAUGGCGCUGGAUAAAAUACAUGUUUGUUGUCAGUAUAUUCGAUGCAGCCAAUGCUUUUUUGACCACAUUCAGUUCGCAUGGUAGUCGUGUGCCACCAGCACUUACAGCAAUACUCAGUCAAACAACAAUUCCAUUUACAUUUAUAUUUUCAAAAUGUCUUUUGAAAAAAAAAUAUCAUUGGUUACAUCUUGUCAGUGUUGGUUUUGUAUUGAUCGGCGUUGUAUUUAGUCUUGUACCAACUUUUAAACGAAUGCAUGAUGGAACUACUGACACAGGAUUAAAGCACGGUUGGUAUUGGCCAUUUAUAUAUAUUCUUGGUUGUAUACCCAGUGCUAUCAAGUCUAUAAUACAAGAACAAUUACAAGUAAAAUUUACUGAAAAUGCACGAGCACGACAAGAGAAAAUAACUCGUUAUUCCGUUAGUUAUUUUCAAGCUGUUGAAACAACAAUGCAGGUCAUACUAAUCGCUCUAUGUUUUCCGCUUGAUAUUGUGCCCGAUGUUGGCACAUCGACAAGUAUACAACAAUGGUGGAUCUCAUUUUCCAAUGGUUUCAAAUGUCUUUUUAAUGUCAGCCAUGUGCCUGGUAAUAAAUGUCAAGCUGCUGGCGGCACUGGAGUGUUAUAUAUUGUCUCUUGUUUGCUGACGAGUAUUGUCAGUACAUUUCUUACUGAUCAUAUAUCUGCAAAUUGGGUUAUAAUAGUCAGUUCAAUUGCGCCAUUGCUAUCAACAGCAUUCUGGUUCAUCUUUCCUGCAAUAAAUCGAUGGGCUGGAGUCGGCGAUAUGACUGCCUGGGAUAUUGGAUUUAGUCUUGGUGCAUUGCCGAUAAUUUUUAUCGGCAUGAUUUUGUAUCGAAAUGGCGGAACCGAUCGCGAAUCGGAUGAGGAAAUACCAUUGAUUAGUGAACAUCCGACUGAAUUCUUCUGGUAA
Molecule: messenger RNA, 1227 nt
Organism: Adineta steineri
Lineage: Eukaryota; Metazoa; Rotifera; Eurotatoria; Adinetida; Adinetidae
Source: the annotation of a GenBank genome assembly